AUGAUGAAUGUCAACGAACCUAGCCAUGGGGAACGCGGUUACAUACCUAUCGCCGACCAUGGCCUUAUUGGUAACUUGAGGACUGCUGCCCUGGUCAGCAUAGACGGUUCCAUUGAAAGCUACUGCAUCCCGAAUUUCGACUCCCCUUCUGUAUUCGCUCGAAUCCUCGACAAGGACAAGGGCGGUCAUUUCUCUAUUACGCCUACUGUACCAUUUACAACAAAGCAGAGCUAUCUCCCGAGCUCUAAUGUGCUUCAAACCAAAUUUCUCAAUGAGCAAGGUGUUGCGACUGUAACAGAUUUCCUCCCUCGCCAAUCACGUGGUGCAACUACAAGGCCGCUCCUACCGUGGCUCAUUCGGCGUGUAGAGGUCAUUCGCGGGACCUUCCCGCUCCGCAUUGAAUGCGCUCCCGCGUUCAACUAUGCACGCUCCAAGCACGCGACCGAGCUCGUGCAAGACACCUCGGUAGUCUCACCCUCUUCAGAUCACACAAAGGUGCUCUUCAAGUCCGAGGAGGGGCUCUCGCUCGACCUUCGCUACAUCGCCGAGUCUGCGCUGGACCACAUCGCGGUGCCUAAUGUGCGCCUCGAGCUGCUCGACCUUACGAAGAAAGGCCAUCUCGGGCUGAGUGCGAGCUGCGACUUGGUGCUGCGCGAAGGCCAGGUAGUGACGUUCGUGCUGCGCACACCUCCAGACUGCGAGCUGCCUGAGGUAGCACGUCCGAGUGAGGAGCGAGCACAGAGGAUGGGAGUGCCGUACGAGAAAUUGCUUAUGAGCGCUUCACAUCUGCGCCUCCCAGAAGAUCCUUUGUUGACAAAGCUACUGUUACAUGAUCUCCUCGAGACCACCAAUUUGUACUGGAAUAGCUGGAUCCGACGCUCGACCUACCAGGGAUCGUGGAAGGAGGCGGUCAACCGCAGCGCACUCGCGCUAAAGCUGCUCAUCUACGAGCCCACUGGUGCUGUUGUUGCAAGCCCGACGUUCAGUCUCCCAGAGUACAUCGGUGGAACGAGAAAUUGGGACUAUCGUGCCUCGUGGAUCCGCGACGCGUCCUUCACGCUGUACGCGCUCAUCCGACUCGGCUUCACGCACGAGGCGAACGCGUACAUGGACUUUAUCUUUGAUCGCGUCCGCGAUAAGAACCCGGACGGCUCGUUGAACAUCAUGUAUACUAUCCAUGGAAAUAAAGAGUUCCCGGAACUCGAGCUGACGCACCUUGACGGACAUAAAGGCUCGAAGCCUGUGCGGAUUGGGAACGGCGCGAUUGACCAUGUCCAGCUGGACAUUUACGGGGAGCUGAUGGAUUGUAUCUAUCUGUCGCAAAAGUAUGGAAGACCACUGUCGUAUGAUACAUGGGUAUCCGUCCGAGAAAUCGUCGACUUCGUCAUCGCGAACAUGAACAAGCCGGAUUUGUCCAUCUGGGAAGUCCGCGAUCGGCAUCGCCACUUCACGUAUUCGAAGGUCAUGUUGUGGGUUGCUAUAGAUCGCGGGCUCCGUCUGGCGGACAAACGCUCGCUUCCGUGCCCACGGCGCAAUGAGUGGUAUGUGGCGCGCGAUACGUUGUACGAGGAGAUCAUGCAGAAGGCGUGGAAUCCGGAUAAGCAAUUCUUCGGGCAGAGCUACGAGGACCCGGACAUCCUCGACUCGUCGCUCAUGAUCAUGCCGCUCGUCUUCUUCUCUACGCCGGCCGAUCCGCGCUUCCUGAGCACCCUGAAGCAGAUUCUAAGGAGCCCGGAGCAGGGUGGGCUGACGUCAAAUGGCCUGGUCUUCCGGUACGACGUGGCGAAGACGGAUGAUGGCGUCGGCGGAGAGGAGGGCACGUUCUGCCUAUGCACGCUGUGGUCCAUCGAAGCGCUGGCUCGCGCGGGCGAGUUCGACAAGACGAUGCUGACGAAGGCUGUGACGAUGUUCGAGGACUUUUUGCAAUAUAUGAACCACGUCGGGCUGUGCACGGAGGAGAUCUCCGACGCGGGCGAGGGGCUGGGUAAUGCGGUCCAAGGAUUCACCCACGUCACGCUCAUAUCUGCUGCAUACAACCUCUCGCGCAUGCAAUUGAAAAUGAAGAGCUGA
Messenger RNA from Sparassis crispa, 2070 nucleotides. RefSeq lists its product as uncharacterized. Gene Ontology annotation, molecular function: hydrolase activity, hydrolyzing O-glycosyl compounds. The record is from RefSeq and is a predicted model, not a curated record. NCBI's taxonomy places the organism in Eukaryota, Fungi, Basidiomycota, Agaricomycetes, Polyporales, Sparassidaceae. Gene Ontology annotation, biological process: carbohydrate metabolic process. Bases 1 to 2070 code for a protein of 689 amino acids. The transcript has 38 exons.